AGCCGUUGGCUCAACGCCCGCGCGGCGGCCCCCCCGAACGGGGAGACCGAUGUGGAGGCGCUUACAGCUUGCAUGGUGCCUCUUGAGUCUCAGCCCAGUGGCCUCCACCGGCGCAGUGUCUGGACCACGUGCCCUGUGUUUGCCGACGGCGGUCAGCGCGGACCUUCGCAAGAACCUGACCAAUGCGGAGGGAGAGUCCUUUCCAGUCGGGAUGGUGGUGCAAGCAUGGGCUUCUGCUGAGUUGGUGAGUGCACUCAUGGAAAUCCUCAUCAGUGAAAUGCUGGGGUACCAUGUGCGCGUAGACCCGACAGCAGCGGUGGAUGGCGCAGCGGGUAUCCAUGCGGUGCUAGGCUGUCGGACCUGGAUGAAUGAGAAGGAUCGCGGUUGCGACACACGUCAAGUGACGAAUCAUCUCCUGGUCGAGAGCUGGUGGUUAGGCUGGACGCACGUGGUCGAAGACUUGACAGAGAUCUACAAGGCUGAGAUGCCUGUCAGUGGAGGAGAGAUGGGAUACGAUGGUGAUGAAGGAAUUUUUGUGCCUCAGCGUGCAAUGCAAGCAGGGCAAGCUGAAGGCAUUGCUUUGGACUUCUAUAAGAGUUACAAUGCUAGUUGGCACAAGCCGUGGAGAUUUUUCAUGAACAUCACAGUCAUGAACCUCACGGACGAUUUCAUGCCCUGCGUGGACACCAUGCUUGUGAACAAUGCAACUGGCUACUACUACUGGAAACUCACGGGUGACGACGAUGGCGUUGUCAUCACGGGACAAGAGUAUGCCGCCUUCUGCGAGAAUGGCUACACUUGGAUGUCUCCUUCGUGCAGGAAUUGGCCAUCUAGCUGUGUGAUCUACCUGACGGGGGGCAAUGGCUGGGGCGUGUUGCAAGGCAUGCAACGAGCUGCUGUCUUCAACAUUCCGCUGGGAAUCGCUGUUGCUCGCUCCUGGAGCAAGUACGUGGCGUUGCCUUCUGCUUAUACGACCUUGCUGAAUUGGUGGACGCCGGAUGAUUCCUUUCUGGAGUUGAAUCCGACUCCGUUGAUCUUUCCUCGGCGGAGUGAGCUCGCGCACCUCCAACAGGAUCUCACCUCUGCCAUGGAGGCGGUGCACCUCACUAAGCUGAUCAGCCACGAUUUGGAAUUCAUGGCGCCUGGGGUGGUGCAGUUUCUGCGGCAGAGCCAGAUUUAUCUGAGCGAAGUGAACGACCUGAUGCGAGCCCGAAAGGCUGGUCAUUCGAUCCACGAGGCGGCUUGUGAGUGGCUGAGAAGCCACGAGACACGCUGGCGUCCUUGGAUUCCGGAUCCCACCGCAUGUGCACGUGGCUAUGGUCUUCAUGAUGAGUAUUUGGGUGAGUUCACCUCGUCUCGACCAAAUGCCACCGGCUGCAAGGCGUGCCUUCCGGGCACGUAUUCGGACUCCUUUCAAGACGAUCAAGGUAGGAGCUAUGUCUGCACCCCCUGCCCAGCUGGCACGGAGCAGCCGGCUGCCGGAGAAGUGGUUUGCAAGAAUUGUCCUGUGGGAACUUUCAAGGCUGUGCAAUCCAGUGAUCAGUGCACACCAUGCCCGAAGGGCUUCUACCAAAACCACACUGGAGCACAGACGUGCAAAGAAUGCCCACAAGGGACGACUACACUCUUGCUAGGGGCAAAGAGAGGCUCCGAAUGCGUUUGCCGAGCAGGUUCCAUUGACUUAUCUUCUGCUGAAUCGGAAGUUGCUCAUUGUGCGGCCUGCCCUGAUGGAUUGACUUGCCCAGACGGCAGCACGAUGAAUCUGCUCCAGUCAGGCGACCAAACUGGAAGUAAGGCUGAUCAAGUGCCUGGAAUCGCAGCUGGAUUUUUCAGCUGGCCGGCAGAACCUCUCAAGGUCUUCAAAUGUCGCACGGCAAGAUGCCCUGGUGGAAGCCCAGGAACUUGCCAAGGGGGAGCCCUAGGUCCCACAUGUGCUGCAUGCUCUGAUGGAGAGUACUGGGAAAAUGGCCAAUGCUCGGUCUGCCAGGUGUCUUUGAAGGCGUUCUGGUACUGCUUGCCCAUUCUAGUGAUUGCACUCUUGGUCGCUGCUUACUACAUGGUGGAGACACACUACUUGGCCCUGCCCUCGCUGGCCGAAUGCUCGCGCAUGGGCUUCGAGAUGAUGCUGAACUUCGUGCAAAACAUCGGCGUCCUGAGUCUGGUGAUCGUUCCGUGGCCGGAGGGCCUGAAGGAACUCUUCGAGUUCUCGGAGGUCUUUGUGCUAAGUCUUCAGUCUUAUGGUCUCAAUUGCACCUCUAGCAGUGACUUGAACCAGUACCUGGUCGCUGCGGGACUCUUCCUGAGCUUUGCUGCAGUUGCACCCUGCUUGGGCUAUCUCUCACAGUGGGUGCCGUGCUUGCGGCGCAGGGAUUUAAGCUGGAGCUUCUACAGGACCAUUUGCACGAUAGGCAAGAUCUAUCAAUCUCUCUUCGUGACCAUGUGCAGUAUUGGCCUCUCUCCUUUCAUGUGCUACCUUCAUCCAAAUGGAUUGCAUAGCAUGUUGAAAUACCCCAACAUGCUUUGCGGCAGCAUUGAGCAUGGGAUCAUGAGAAUGGCUGGGGUUGCUGUAUUGACCUUGAGUGCCAGCCACUUCGUCCUUUGCUGCUGGGCUUGCUAUCAAGCACCCUCUUGGUCCAGGAAGAGGCCAGAUCGGCUCACCAGUGUGGGAUUUCUCAUCCUGAACUUUCGACCAUCUUCUUGGUGGUACAGCUUGAUCAUACUACUUCGAGGACUUUUCAUCUCCGUGGGACAAGUCAUCGCGCCCGACGCACAAGGGGUGCAGCUGCUGGUGAUGAGUUUGAUCAUGAUUGUUUCUCUUAGCCUUCAGCUCUAUGUGCUCCCUUGGAAAGCCCCACUGCUCAACCUCGUCGAUGCUGUUUCCACAGUCUUGUUCCUGACCUUGUUGGCAGUGGCCCUACACUUGUCACCCGUGGACUCACAAUCCUUCUUGGAUGCCUUUGGAUCCAUCAUCUUCUUCUUCAGUCUCGCACUCAUUACUUCUUUGGGCUGCCUCAUGAUGGGCAUGUUAGCCCUACAACGGUGUUGUCGGACAGAAGGAUCGCACAUCCGAUUGCUGAACCUGGGGACGCCCUUCCGUCCGGCCGACCUGCUCAUGCUUUUGGACUCCAUGUGCGCCAAUUUAAUGCGGAAGCACGAAGUCGAGCGUCAGACGCUGUUGAGGAAGAUGUCGAGUGGAUUGUCUCUCUAUGACAUUCAUGCAGUCGAGAGUGCUUUGAAGGUCUUGUGCGUGGAUUUUGAGCUGCUUGCGGAUGAGUCUGUAAGGGAAAGUCGGAUUGUGGGCGAGCGGAUCAGUCGGAUGAAGAGAAGGACGCUGCUCCUCCACAGCCUCUCGGAGGAUGGCUUUCUGCGCUUGCAGACGGUCGAGCGCCUGACUGCGGAGAGCGAUCUCGAUCGCUCGCAGGACGAGGGCGGACCCGAAGGCUGCGGAGGAACCGAAGGCUGCUUCUAGAUUUCUGGCUGCCUAUCAGUUCGAAGAGACCAGCUCUUGCUUGCUGCCUUGCCUUGCCUUGCUUGGCCGUGCUUGGCUUGGUUGCGCAAAGACGUUUCGGGGCGCAUAGUUGGCACAUGUAGAGGGUGUGUGGCAUAGGUUUUUCACCAUCCGGCUGCACGAAAUGGCUAUGUUGAUUAUGUUGACUCCUUUUCCACGCGCGCAGUGUCUGCGCGGUUUGCCCGCUUCGUUUAGGUUUAAAAGCUGUUCUUGAACCCGGAAGACUCACUCCAUCAUGAUGGUUAUUGCAUGCUGAUUCUGCAACAUAGGGUGGGGCUGGCGGGGUGAGCCCAUCUGAAGCCACAGUGGAUUUGCGCUAUUACAUAUCAUUUUUUGCCUAAACUCGGUGGGAUGCUCGGUCGCCCGGCGAAAGAUGUAGCCGGAAUUUCCAGGUUUUUCACGCCUGUAACGACACGCCUGUAGCAUGCAGGUGCAAAAAAGGCAGCAGAUCUUGGGGGGGCUUCGGGGGGUGAGAUUAGAUCUUCGCUGCGGCGCGAUAUGGGACGCAGUGUUGGAUGUUGUUGCUGAUCAUAAAGCCACAAAAGAAGAACAUUUGGCCAUGACACAAGAAUUCGAUGGACAUGCCUCUUGAGUCGUUGAACUUAAGUGGUUUUGAUAGAGUUCGGGUCUCUCAGUCUCUUCUCUUUUGUCCAAUCAAUUCCACACGGAGUUGUUUCAUUUUUCGCGAGGAUGAGAACUUCAAGCAGGCUGAAGAUUCGCAUGAAGUCCGGCCAAAGGAUGCAGCCUUUCAAGACCUGGUUCGUCAGACCUUUUCGUUUUGAUGGCGAAGAACCAACAUCCUGUGCCCCUUUUUCAGGGUCAGCUUGACCCUUUUCAUGUGCGGUCUCGCCUCAAAAAGCCGAGCACGAGCUUGAAAAAGCUGGGAUUUUUCACGAUGCCGAACUGCGUCGCACGUCGGACGGCAUCGGGCCAAUGCAACUUGUGCAGAAGACUCCACCCCAAAGGGGUGCUGUUGGGGCUUUGUGAUCGGAAAAAA
This is a messenger RNA of Durusdinium trenchii, 4505 nucleotides long. Lineage: Eukaryota; Dinophyceae; Suessiales; Symbiodiniaceae. The record is from the annotation of a GenBank genome assembly.